Rhopalosiphum maidis (corn leaf aphid) is the source of this 1829-nucleotide messenger RNA. RefSeq lists its product as uncharacterized. Gene Ontology annotation, cellular component: nucleus. NCBI's taxonomy places the organism in Eukaryota, Metazoa, Arthropoda, Insecta, Hemiptera, Aphididae. The coding region runs from base 184 to 1467 and encodes 427 amino acids. Gene Ontology annotation, molecular function: DNA binding. The transcript is spliced from 3 exons. Gene Ontology annotation, biological process: double-strand break repair; DNA recombination. The record is from RefSeq and is a predicted model, not a curated record.
CAACACACCACGUCUAUAGAUACUGUAGCACGACUCGACGUAUACACAGUCAGCCCGCAAUUAUACACAAAUUCAAGAGUUAAAUCAUAAAUCUAUAUAAUAUGAAUUUAUCGUAAAUCGUGUUACAAUAUUAAAAACGUAGGCACCUCGAAUUUCUGGGAAAUUUAAAAUUGUCUUGUGGCGAUGGAAGCUGACGAACCUAGUUACGAAUUCUCGACGUUAAAGUGUCAAUGGUCGUUAACCGACUCGCCUACUGUGACGGUACACUUGAAAGUGGCGUUUUGCGACGAGGCGGUUGACCAUCAGGCACGGAUGGCGUUGCAAGUAACUGCGAUCGUGAACUUGUCGUCCGAUGAUUAUGUAGUGUACACGGGAUUCGUAAUGGGCGACAAAGCAGCAGAUCAGACCCUAAAUUCGGGGGUCCAACACGACGACGACGAAUCAACAAUCGUUCGUAUUUGGUUACGGGACGCUCGAGCCGCAUUAGUGUGCAGUAGUGGUGACAAACCGUCGGCGGAGUACGAAUACCAUUUGCGACGGGAAGACGGCGAUAACGACCAACUGCUCACGUUGGCGUGGAAGAUUAAAGUUCGUCCGUUUGGCUUGGCGACGCUUGGCACGGUUCAGAUGAGAGAGGUAACGUCUACGAUGUCAGUGACGUGCACUUCGUUCAUCACACCGCUGAUUCGUUUACUCUCUGCUGAACGGAAGCAACGAGAACUGUCCGAUCUGGCAGCCGCGGACUGUGAGCGACGCCUUUCGGAAGACAACCGCCGACUGCUGAACGAAUUGCGGUCAAUGGUUGACAGCCGACAGUUAGACGACCAGCGGCUAAUGGCUCAGUUCGUGGAGGUGUUGAACACGAAAAAGCAUAAGAUAACCGAUCUGCAACAGAAGCUGGCUGACCUGAAGUUGGAGUGUAAUGUGCUACAACCAAUGGUCGCCGCCAGUGAUCAAGAUGAAGUGAUAGGUCGAAGAAGGCGGGGACGUGGUACGUGUCGUAGUCAACCCAGGUCGAUAUGUAAGAUUAGACGAUCGACCAUUAGUAGUCAGAACAUAAAAUGGUGUCCUUCCUCGUCCGAAGACGAGAACGUCGGUGUACAACUUAUCAAUGGUGAAAUCCAGCAGCCUAGUCCUAUGGAAGUGGAUGGAUUAAAUCGUGUCAAUAUUUCUGGUAAUGUAGUUUUAGAUACUGAGGAGACCCUUAUGUCCACUUCAAUACCAGAGUCUUCAGUACCAGUUUUCCCUAUUGUCCCAAUACCUACUUCACCAGAGAACAUACCAAUCGAUCCUCGAUACUUAGCGGACACUCAAAUAGAUUCACCUAGCAGUUCACCAACAUGGUUACAACAGUCAUUGACUGUUUCACCAUCGCCUCAGCUGCAGCCAUCAAUAAAUCAACAUGACAAACACGAACUACCAAAAAAAAAGUCUGUGCUUGAUGACCUAUGGUCUGGUAUUCUAUAGGUACCAAUUCGAAAAUACCGUCGUCGUAGCCUUGUAUCCCGUGAUGUCGAAGUGUGCUUUUGAAAUGUUUACACAGUUCGUUGUACUUCUGCGUUACAGCCACCAGGUCGUUCCAUAUUUGUUCGAUCAAUCGGUUUUUCUUAUCAAGUAAAGCCUGAAAAUACGUUUGACGACGAUGAGCAGUUGGAACGCGCGAAACUAUUUUAUUUCAAUAUUCGGGGCAAGAAUAAAAUUAUACAUCAAUACCUAAAUUGUACAGUAUGCUUAAUGUUAAGUUAAUAUUGUUUGAAGUGUGUACAAAUAUAUUAUGUCCUGGUGAGAGAGGUAGGUCAUUUAAUUAAAUAAAAAUAAUUGAACCUUCA